UUCCAAGAUGGCAGCUCUCUGUGUACUGGUGUCGGGUUGUGGGCGGCUGUUCCGAGGGCUCCUGGCCAGCCCUGCCGCGACUAGCUGGGCUCGGCCUCCAGAUCGCGGGUUCAGGGAAGUGGUGGAGAUCCAAGAAGGGAAGACAACUAUAAUCGAAGGCCGUAUCACAGAGACUCCCCGGGAAAGUCCAGAUCCCCCUAACCCCUCUGGCCAGUGCCCCAUCUGCCGGUGGAACCUGAAGCACAAGUAUGGCUAUGAGGAUGUUCUGCUGCUCAGUCAGUUCAUCCGGCCUCACGGAGGCAUGCUGCCCCGAAGGAUCACAGGGCUGUGCCGGGAAGAGCACCGCAAGAUUGAGGAGUGUGUGAAGAUGGCCCACCGCGCAGGUCUGUUGCCAAAUCAUAGGCCUCCGCUCCCUGAAGGAUUUGUUCCGAAAGGCAAACUCCAACUCAACCGGUAUCUGACCCGCUGGUCCCCCCGCUCCGUCAAGCCCAUCUACAAUAAAGGCCACCGCUGGAAUAAGGUGCGCAUGGCCGUGGGCUCGCCCCUCCUGAAGGACAACGUCUGCUACUCAAGAAGGCCUCUGGUGCUGUAUCAUUGACUGAGCGGGCUUCCUGAGGGCCUGGCCGGAGCUCCUUCUGCUCUCCCACCCCUUCCUAUCAGGGUGGCCCGGCUCCUCCAACAUGUGUGGCACUGGUGGCUGUGGACCACCUUUCAUGCCCUUGGCCUGCUAGCAGCCGUGCUGGGAGCUGGGGGCGGGCAAGGCUUUUGGGUUCCUGGCAGCUGUGGGGGUCUCAUGACUGGUUGGGGCCAUGCUCUGUGCUAGAGGACAGGAGUUCUGCUCAAAGGAAUGUCAUAAACCAGGCUCAUGUUUACCCUGGGUGUGUGCUCACUGCUUGGGAAGUUUGGGGGGCU
Messenger RNA from Molossus molossus (Pallas's mastiff bat), 912 nucleotides. It is a transcript of the gene MRPS18A, whose product is annotated as mitochondrial ribosomal protein S18A. Lineage: Eukaryota; Metazoa; Chordata; Mammalia; Chiroptera; Molossidae. Gene Ontology annotation, molecular function: small ribosomal subunit rRNA binding; structural constituent of ribosome. The coding region runs from base 8 to 598 and encodes 196 amino acids. Gene Ontology annotation, cellular component: mitochondrial small ribosomal subunit; ribosome. The transcript has 6 exons. The record is from RefSeq and is a predicted model, not a curated record. Gene Ontology annotation, biological process: mitochondrial translation.